GCUUUUCCAUAGGAAGGCACCUUUAUAAUCAGUAAUCAUCAGUUGUUUGCCCUCUAAUACCAUUCAGGCCAUACUAGGAAUACAGAGAGAGAAUAUGACAAGCUUGUCAGAGUCAUUCGUCGCAUCGAUCGCGCAUAGUCUCAACUGGGCCCACAUUCCCUGUGUCCUUUGGGGUCAAUACCUCCUGAUACUUCACGGCGUGCCGUCUGUCGUCGGUUCGAUUGAUUUCAUCGUCCCGGACGAUUGUCCCGGGGCUGGCCUGAAAGUCCUAUCCCAACUUAAGAGCCUCACCCCGUGUCCAGACGAUAAAACCUGCCCGUCCAGCUCGUCAAAUCGGUGUACACCAGCUCCAGCUGUCCACGUCCACGUCGAGGCCUCGGAAUUCACGGUCGGGCUGUAUCCGCGAGCCGAUACCCUCUGGUUCCUCCCACCGCUGGACGGUUCGCUUCUGUUCCCAAAGAAAUCGAAGCUUCCCCGCAAUACGUCCUCGCGUCAGACGAUACUGUUUUCCCGCCCUGGCGACCAGGUCGGGGAUCGGGCGUCUUCAAGGAGGGCGGAGACCAAGUUGUUGCCCUGAAGUCUCAUGUCUUGCUGGAGGCACUCAUGCGAAUAUAUGCACGGGAUGCGGGGACACCCGUGGGCACGUUCGGAAUUUCUAUGAUUGCGUACAUCGAGGAGUAUGUUGACGAUGAUGGAUUCUGGACGCAAGCGAACUUCCGGAGCCGUUCAGGACGUUUUAUAGAGAACUGAGGGAAGGGCGGAAGCCAGUUCGUCCAUGGAUGCUGGAGUUAAAGAGAGCUCUUGAAUUAUCAUCUUUGUAAGUUGGCGCUUUCAUAAUAACUAUAAAAUAUUUAUAUAAUUCCCUUUUUAUUAUAAUAAAGUAUAUAAUCGCUAGAUUAUAAUUAAUUAAUUUAUUUAUUA
Messenger RNA from Emericellopsis atlantica, 921 nucleotides. RefSeq lists its product as uncharacterized. The record is from RefSeq and is a predicted model, not a curated record. Lineage: Eukaryota; Fungi; Ascomycota; Sordariomycetes; Hypocreales; Bionectriaceae. The coding region runs from base 95 to 577 and encodes 160 amino acids. The transcript has 2 exons.